Molecule: messenger RNA, 252 nt
Organism: Bacidia gigantensis
Lineage: Eukaryota; Fungi; Ascomycota; Lecanoromycetes; Lecanorales; Ramalinaceae
Exons: 2
Coding region: 1-252 (83 amino acids)
Biological process (GO): protein geranylgeranylation
Cellular component (GO): CAAX-protein geranylgeranyltransferase complex
Molecular function (GO): CAAX-protein geranylgeranyltransferase activity
Source: RefSeq, a predicted model, not a curated record
AUGCUUCACAAAGUUCACCUGCAAGACUUCAAUGCAAUGCGUGAGUAUUUGCUGAACAAGACACAGCACGCCAUUGGCGGAUUCGGCAAAGUAGUGGGUGAUACACCUGAUAUACUUCACUCAUAUCUCGGCCUGGCAGCUUUGGCUUGUCUACAUGAUCCUGAUUUGAGAAGCAUUGACCCUAUUCUUUGCAUGAGUGUCCGCGCUAGAGAUGAGUUCGAAAGUAAAGAUCCUUUCACAAUUCCAAGAUGA